AUGGGCAAAACUCUUCAGCGGCGUCGAGGGUCGAACCCGAUGGACCGCACGUGGAUGGCGGCGUGCAUGAGUGGAAUUUUGUUGUUUUGCAGCGGGGAGGUCGUUGCAGGUCAACUGAGUGAAGGCCUUCAACACCGGCGUUUGGCAACUAAGUUCACGACUGUUGCGCCCACGUUCCAGGAUGCGGUCGCCACUUGCGAUUUAACACAAGCUGCUGCCGCAGCCGCUGCGGCUGCUGCUGCCUCGCUGACGCUGUCACAAUCAAGUCUCACCGCUACGUUGGUAUGUAAGGCAGCAACGAUCACGAUGAUACCACAGAGCCUGGCAAAAGUGUGUGACCCAACGCAAAAAGAAGAAGGUGAGGAAUGCAAAUUCGCUGGCCUCGCCUCCGAUGGCAAAGAAAUCGCGCUGAAAGACUUGCUUGGAACGGACCGCGAGGUUACGUGGACACAGAAACAACCAAAGGCAGGGAACACAGGAACGUGGACAUUGCAGCUGGAGGAUGCUGACAUUCCUGUAACGGACAAGAGCUUCCUUGUUGGGUGUCAAGACACCGAUCCCUCCAAGAACAAGGGUUCCGGUACGACAAAUGUGUGCAAGGUCGCGGUGAACGUCGAAGCAAGAGCUUCUUCUGUUGGGGAUAGGAACGUCGUCACCUGCGCGUACGGCAAAAACAGCAACCCUGCGCCCCUGAAGGUUGAGAUGACAACAGAAAACAACACCCUCACUCUUCAGUGUGGCUCCGAGGGUAUGCUCCAUCCGCCUAAAUAUAAAACUCGCUACUGCGACCCUGAGGAAGCAGACUUGAAAAAGUGCAACGAGAAGGAUUAUACAGGUAUUCUUCCCAGCUUGGUGGAGAGCUGGUGGACAAAUGUGAACGACGGGAAGAGUUCCGCUACGCUGACAAUCCCGGAGACGGAGUUUCCGGAAUCAGACCAGCAAUUCCGUUUGAGUUGUGUUCUCAACACGACAGAUUCUGCGGGAUCUGAUGAUACAGCGAAGACUAGCAAGGGUGGGGCAAACGACGGCUUACAGACGGUUGCGACUACGUCGAACUGCAAUGUGAUUGUGACUGUCAGGUCAGGAAGCUCUGCGUCGUCAACUGGUCAAAUGGUAGCUACAGUCUCGGGCACGGCCGCUUUGAUCGGGCUCCUCGCAGGCUCUUUGUAA
Molecule: messenger RNA, 1170 nt
Organism: Neospora caninum
Lineage: Eukaryota; Apicomplexa; Conoidasida; Eucoccidiorida; Sarcocystidae
Product: srs domain-containing protein
Exons: 1
Coding region: 1-1170 (389 amino acids)
Cellular component (GO): membrane
Source: RefSeq, a predicted model, not a curated record